Messenger RNA from Tupaia belangeri chinensis (Chinese tree shrew), 1560 nucleotides. It is a transcript of the gene PRDX3, whose product is annotated as peroxiredoxin 3. The transcript has 7 exons. NCBI's taxonomy places the organism in Eukaryota, Metazoa, Chordata, Mammalia, Scandentia, Tupaiidae. Gene Ontology annotation, biological process: cellular response to stress; cell redox homeostasis; hydrogen peroxide catabolic process. Gene Ontology annotation, cellular component: cytosol; mitochondrion. The record is from RefSeq and is a predicted model, not a curated record. Gene Ontology annotation, molecular function: thioredoxin peroxidase activity. The coding region runs from base 63 to 833 and encodes 256 amino acids.
CCCCUCCCGUAGGGCACGCCUUCCCUGCGUUUCCACCGCCCCGCAGCUCCCGCGCUCUGAAGAUGGCUGCAGCUGUGGGAAGGUUGUUCCGGACCUCGGCCCGCCAUGUGAGCACCAUUCCUUGGGGCAUUUCUGCCUCUGCAGCCCUUAGACCUGCUGUUUCUGGAAGAAUGUGCCUGACAAACUUAUUGUGGUCUGGCUCUGGACAAGCAAAGUCUGCCUUUAGCACCAGUUCCUCCUACCAGGCCCCUGCUGUCACCCAGCAUGCACCCUAUUUCAAGGGUACAGCUGUUGUCAAAGGAGAGUUCAAAGACCUAAGCCUUGAUGAUUUUAAGGGGAAAUAUUUGGUGCUUUUCUUCUAUCCUUUGGAUUUCACCUUUGUGUGUCCUACAGAAAUUAUUGCUUUUAGUGACAAAGCGAAUGAAUUUCAUGAUGUGAACUGUGAGGUCGUGGCAGUUUCUGUGGACUCCCACUUCAGCCAUCUUGCCUGGAUAAACACACCGAGGAAGAAUGGCGGUUUGGGCCACAUGAACAUCGCACUCUUGUCAGAUUUAACUAAACAAAUUUCUCGAGACUACGGUGUGCUGUUAGAAGGUCCUGGUCUUGCACUAAGAGGUCUCUUCAUAAUUGACCCCAAUGGAGUCAUCAAGCACCUGAGUGUCAAUGAUCUUCCAGUGGGCCGAAGCGUGGAAGAGACCCUCCGCUUGGUGAAGGCAUUCCAGUUUGUGGAAAGCCAUGGAGAAGUCUGCCCAGCAAAUUGGACACCAGAUUCUCCCACAAUUAAGCCAAGUCCGGCUGCUUCCAAAGAGUACUUUGAGAAGGUAAAUCAGUAGAUCAUCCCAUGGUCUGCAGCUCCUCCCACCAGGAACGAACCACAGUUGGAACCUACUUUUAGCAUUUCAAAAACAAUUAUUUAUAGAAGGCAAAAAGACAAGUUAUGCUUGUAUUCGUAACUGUUACUCUAGCUGUUUUGUUUUUGUAACUCUGGCUAAGGCUCUUUAAACGUCAGCGCUGUUAUAACGAGUCCUGUGUUGGUAACAUCCUGAUGGCCAGCUAGAUUUUACAGACUGCCUAGAUCAUGUCUUCAGUGGGGGUGAAGGCAACUCUUCUUUCUUAGCCUUACUUGAAUGUCUGUCUACACCAAAGUAGUACAACAAGCAUCAAAAACUUCUGAUCAAGGGUCCUGAAAUCUUCAAUUUCUUUGUAUUAAACUGAAUUUUCUUUUAAAGUAACAAAGAUUGUUGUUUUAAGUUAGCAUCCAUGGUCUAACUCUCGCGAUGAAUGUACCUGUGAUUGAAGCAACGUGAAUCAUGUUAUCAUAAAAACAGCACAGUGACUUCACUGAUCGUGCAUGGUCCCCAUCCUUAAGAUUUAUAGUUUACAUGCUGAUUUUACUUAUUAGCUGACUUAGUGUCUACACACAUUUCUAGUUAUUGAUUAGGUAUAAUUAUAAAGGCUAUUUAUUCAAUCCAGGGAGUGCAUUUUGAAAUCAUUGUCAUUAAUUUGUUUCUUGAAGUCUUCCAUGUGAAAUAUAUAAUAGAAAAUAAACCUAUUUUAAAA